AUGGAAGCUAUAGAUAUAGACCACGACCUGGUGGUCGUCGAGGAAUUCGACGCUCUGUAUGUGAAAACGCCAUCCCAGAUUCCCAUUGCUAACAUUAGCAAUACCCUUCCGUCCUCAUGCCCGAAACAACACGCGAGGAAAGUUGCCAAAGAACUUGGCACCGACAAUGGCCUCAUCUACUUGCCCGGCCAGCUAGAAUCGACAUGGGAAGAUUCGGAUCAGGGACCGCCGUUUCGGCAGCGACGGUAUUUCUACUACCUGACCGGAGCAGACUUCCCUGGUUGCAGCGUCACAUACGACAUUGCGGCGGAUAAACUUACUCUGUGGGUUCCGUUUACGCCUCCCGCCACCAUUCUCUGGUUCGGGAACACGCCCUCGCCCGACGACUGCCUCUCGCAGUCCGACGUCCACGAUGUCAAGUACGUCGGCGAGCUAGCCCAGUACCUCAGCGCGCGUCUGGCUACCGUCAAGACGCUGUACGCGCUGCGGCCCUCGCAGCUGCCCAAGUUCGAAGGCUUCGAGCAGAUGCGGCCGAGCCUCAAGAUCGACGUCUCGUCCCUGCAACCCGCCAUGGACGAGGCGAGGCUGAUUAAGAGCGAGUACGAGGUCGCCAUGAUCAAGAGGGCCAACGACAUCUCGUCGAACGCCCACCGCGUCGUCGCUAAGAAGGCGGCUGCCUUCAAGAACGAGUGCGAGGUCGAAGCCGCUUUCAUCGCGGCCUGCACUGCCGCCAAUGCGAAGACCCAGGCGUACCCCGUGAUCGCGGGUUCCGGACCUAACGCUUCGACGCUGCACUACGGCGCCAACAACGAGUCGCUGAUCGGCCGGCAGCUCGUAGUGCUCGAUGCUGGGGCUGAGUGGUCGUGCUACGCCAGCGAGGUGACGCGGACGCUACCCAUAGGCCCGCGCUCGCAGUUCACGCGCGAGGCCCGCGCCGUAUACGAGCUCGUGCACCGCAUGCAGGCCGAGUGCAUUGCGCGCAUCAAGCCCGGCGUCGUCUUCCGCGACCUGCAGCUGCACGCGACGCUCGUCGCCGUCGAGGGCCUGCUCGAGCUCGGCGUGCUCAAGGGCGGCACCGCGGAGGAGAUCUUCAAGAACGGCACGGGCGCGGCCUUCUUCCCGCACGGCCUGGGCCACCACGUCGGCCUCGACGUUCACGACGUUCUUAGCAGAGACCUCCUGAGGCCCGCCGGCGAGGGCAUGUGGGGCAAGCGAAGGCCCAUCGGCCCCCAGAGCGUGCGCGCCAUGAUCAAGCAGGCCGCGGCUGAGGCGCCGCCUCCUCCUCCCGCUACAGACAACAAGAAGAAUGCGGGCGCGGGUGCGGGGGCAGGAAAGCGGGCGACGCACAACACGCUGCAGCCGCAGAUGAUCGUGACGGUGGAGCCGGGGGUGUACUUCUGCAAGCCGUACAUCGAGGCGUACUUCCUGCGGCGCGAGGAGCACGCGCGGUACAUCGACCCGGCGGUGCUGGACCGCUACUGGGGCGUCGGCGGCGUGCGCGUCGAGGACUGCGUGCUGGUUACCGAUACGGCGUGCGAGGUGCUUACCACGGCGCCCAAGGGGAACGAGUUGUUGCGGAUGAUGGGGUAUGCGUGA
Molecule: messenger RNA, 1596 nt
Organism: Annulohypoxylon truncatum
Lineage: Eukaryota; Fungi; Ascomycota; Sordariomycetes; Xylariales; Hypoxylaceae
Product: metallopeptidase family M24-domain-containing protein
Exons: 5
Coding region: 1-1596 (531 amino acids)
Molecular function (GO): manganese ion binding; metalloaminopeptidase activity
Source: RefSeq, a predicted model, not a curated record